Molecule: messenger RNA, 735 nt
Organism: Mesocricetus auratus (golden hamster)
Lineage: Eukaryota; Metazoa; Chordata; Mammalia; Rodentia; Cricetidae
Product: magnesium-dependent phosphatase 1
Exons: 6
Coding region: 124-618 (164 amino acids)
Molecular function (GO): acid phosphatase activity
Source: RefSeq, a predicted model, not a curated record
GAGCCGUCGAGCGGCGACGCUCUAGUCACCCGACGUCGCCGGUUCUUGGUGGCUCGCCCACCACCGGCUUGGCCACCAGAGUUGGGGUACUCUCGGCGCCGAGUUUGGGUUUGCGGGUGGAUUAUGGCGCCGCUGCCAAAGCUUGCGGUUUUUGAUCUGGAUUACACGCUCUGGCCUUUCUGGGUUGAUACACACGUAGACCCCCCGUUCCACAAGAGCAGCGAUGGAACUGUACGGGAUAGGCGGGGCCAGAACAUCAGGCUGUACCCCGAGGUGCCGGAAGUCCUGGAACGAUUGCGGAGCCUUGGAGUGCCGGUGGCCGCUGCUUCACGGACAGGUGAGAUAGAAGGAGCCAACCAACUACUGGAGCUCUUUGACCUUGUCAAAUAUUUUGGUCAUCGGGAAAUCUAUCCAGGCAGCAAAGUCGCACACUUUGAGAGGCUGCACCACAAGACUGGAGUUCCUUUCUCUCAGAUGGUCUUCUUUGAUGAUGAGGAGCGGAAUAUCAUAGACGUGGGCAAACUUGGGGUUAGCUGCAUUCACGUCCAGAACGGAAUGAACCUACAAACACUAACGCAAGGGUUAGAGACAUUUGCAAAGGCCCAGGCUGGACGCUGAGGUCCAACCCCAUGGAUAAGCCUCGUCUGAGCUGUGAAACGGAGACGAGAUCAAGAAAGCCUUGUCAGGUGCAUUUGUAAUUUAUUAAAGUGUCCGUACGUGACAGUCACGGUUUUA